This is a messenger RNA of Drosophila miranda, 4456 nucleotides long. It is a transcript of the gene ich, whose product is annotated as ichor. Gene Ontology annotation, biological process: embryonic pattern specification; embryo development; regulation of transcription by RNA polymerase II. Gene Ontology annotation, molecular function: DNA-binding transcription factor activity, RNA polymerase II-specific; RNA polymerase II transcription regulatory region sequence-specific DNA binding. NCBI's taxonomy places the organism in Eukaryota, Metazoa, Arthropoda, Insecta, Diptera, Drosophilidae. Gene Ontology annotation, cellular component: nucleus. The transcript has 2 exons. Bases 994 to 2892 code for a protein of 632 amino acids. The record is from RefSeq and is a predicted model, not a curated record.
UAACGCUGUCGACGUCGGCGCUGAACUUCUUGGCUCGGAAAUUUCUUUUCGUGUUGCGCCUGCGCACAUUUCAGUUGGCUUUCUUCUACCGUUGACGUCUUCGGAGUUGUGCGGAUACCAGAGCGUUUUUGCGUAUUCACGUUUCGCGUGCCCGUGCCCGUGCUCGUGCCCCGGUUCGGUUUUGGAUUGUGGACGUGGACCCCCCUCAUACACACAGCGCAGCACACAGACAAACCCGUGAAGUGGCUUUAAUCGAAAGAGCAAGCAACAGAAAUUAGAACAAACCAACAGCAAAAAUAAUACAAAAAGGAAAAAAAGAAUAAAGAAUAAAAUACAGUGAACAACAUCUACCAUUACCAUCUAUUAUAAUGGAUAAAAGGCGGCCUAAAAAUUGUGAAAAUGGUUGACGAAAAGUCUGAGAAGAAUUGUUCGAAUACAUUCCAAAUAAAAUGAAAUACAGGAAAAAGGAAAAAAAGUGCUACAGCUAAAAGUGUUCCAAAAACAGUGCAAUAAAAACCACAACAACAGCAAAGGAAAUACGCUUCUGAAAAAGUUACAAAUCAAAAUAAAACCAAUCAAAGAAUUGAUCAGUUAUCUGCAAUAAUUACAAAUACAUAUACAUAUAUGCUAAAUACUCCCAGAACGCUGUUGUAAAUAUUUUCAUAAAUAUCGGAAAACUACAAAAACAGCAUUUUCCCACUGUAUAUAAAAAAAAACCCGAAAAAACCAAGAGAAUUCGAAAACCUAUAUAAAUAAAACCACUAUCCAUAGCGGGACUAUCAUCCAACAUUGCUGGGCUGCAAUCCAAUAUAUCCACAUAUAUCCCAUAUAUACUAUAAACAAUCCACUCGUACUACUCCCCGUUCAUUUUUUUAUGCAUAGUUUUAUGUCUUCCUCCCAUUGUUUUUUUGAAGCUUGGUCAUUGGAUUGUUUGAAACGUGCUAUUCCAAGGAUCGGCAGAAGAUUCGUAUCGAUCGCCUGGGUCAACUGACAAUGAAGUUUUGCAGCAUGAACGGCCCAAGUGAAUCGGAAGUUGAAAGCCUCUUGAUGAGUCCCUGCUGGGGACCGCCACAGAACAGCGGCCAGGACCAGUAUCUGCUGGAUGGCCACAAGCUGCUGCUCGAGCACGACCUGGACUCCCUGCCUAGCGAUGCGGAUCAGAAGAACUCGCUGGACGUGCUGGACAAUCUGCUGCUCAAUGGCUCCUCUUUGAAUGGGCUGUCCGACCUGAAGCCGCUGCCCCCCUUCACCGGCUACACGGGCCACCUGUCCAUCAAUGGCAUCUCGGGCCACCACUACCAUGCCAUUGCCCAGCGGCUGCCGGACGAGAGCAACAACAACUACAUACAGAGCGCCUACCAGGCCAACCCCAAUGCCAAUCCCACAUCGACGACGGCCCAGAGCGGGCCCAACGGCGGUGGCGGUGGCGGUGGGGGGAGUGGCGGCGGGAGCAGCAACUCCUCCAACGAGCACAACAUAGUCUCCUCCUCCACCUGCCUGCCCGAGAGCGUACUGAGCGGGGAUCCCUGUGCGGACGCCUGCCUGGCCGAUGUCAAGCUCUUUGCCGAUAGUCAACUAGAUUCUAAGCUUUACUCCGUCGCCGACAGCUGUGUGAUGAGCGGGCCCGGCGGCGGAGGACCAGGUGGAGCGGGAUCGGGCGGCGGGGGACAGGGGAACGGCCCGAGCAUAGCCACAUUGACGCCGAUCGACCAGGUGGCCGACUCGCUGCAUGGCAGCGGGGUGCGCAUCUACAAGGACCUGACGGAAUACGUGGACAUGAACUCCAUCGACGAUAUUGCGGCCAUCAUUGGAUCGGCCAUUGCGGACACGACGGUGCCCAAUCAGCUGGACAAGGACGAGGGCAACGACACGCGGGACAGCUGGAUGGAUCUCGACGCCUGGAUCGACGGCAACUGCAUACAGCAGGAGGGCAAGGUGCUCGUCUCGCAGCAGGACUCGCUGGGCGACUUCAUGCUGCCCCACUCGCCACUGCCCAUGCACGCCAGCAGCUCCACGCUGCAGAGUCUGCUCAGCCAUGGCUACAUGCCGCUCCUGCAGAACCGCCUCCAGCACGGUCCCCCCGGCUCUGGAAACAACAACAAUAAUCACUCUCACAACAACAACAACAACAACAACAACCACAACAACCACAACAACAGCAACAACUCCUCCUCGGCGACCACGACAGGGACAUCCAAGGGGGAGGCGCCCACAUCUACCUCAUACUGCAAUGAACUGUCGGCGGCAACGAGCAGCAGCUGCAGUCCGCCGGGCUCCGUGGUCAGCACCACGGACAACAGCCUGAUGAUCAAUCCCCGCUACCUGUCCAACCAAUCCCAGUCGAAUCCGAACGGAUCCAAUUCCCACCAGCAGCAGGCCGCCUACCAGCUCUCCGGCUCUGGCAUGGGACCCCUCAAUGGCCCAAACUCGAUGAAGGACGGAGGACUCUGCUCCCCGGACAUGCUGGGCAACUAUCCGCACACGACGACGGCCACCACGACGGGCUCCGAGCUGCGGACGGGCACCCCCAAGGCCAAGCGAUCGCGGGCCCAAAAGAAGUCCAGCCAACAGCACCAACAGCAACAACAGCAGCAGCAGCAGCAGGGAGAUAGUGGAAAUGGCCCGUCCACGCCCCAGAUGAGCGCCAUUUCGCCCUCGAGCGUGGGCAGCUUCAGUGCCAGCGACUUGAGUGGAUUGCUGGGGAAGGAGAAGCCCGUGCACCGGUGCAGCAUCUGCAAUCGGGGAUUCCUCAACAAGUCCAACAUCAAGGUGCAUCUGCGCACCCACACCGGCGAGAAGCCCUUCCGGUGCGAUGUCUGCGCCAAGGCCUUCCGCCAGAAGGCGCACUUGCUCAAACAUCAACAGAUACAUAAGAGAAUUGGGCGUGACUGACCGAGGCGGCGGCAGGCUCCUCGACAAAUUUCUUGAUUCGCUGGACCAACAAGAGGCAGAGAGCACGCUCUGAGUGUCUGCAUCUGACCCCAGAGGCGGGGAGGGCCCCACUCCAAGGUCAUGUCUAGUCAUCGCAUCACCAGCAAUACGGGUUCUUCUUCUCGGGAUCUGGAUUGCUUGAUCGGUGACUGCUUCUCCUGGCCAAAGGCUUCUCCCUGCUUCUGUGUGCGUGUGCGUCAUUGCUUGGCCGGGACAGUGGCUGGAGUGGCAAAGGCACUCCGCCACUAUCCCACACGGGUCGAGCAAUCUCAUACACACACUUUUUGAUAUUCGUUGUUGUUGGUUGCUUUUGAUCUCUAUAGCUAAAUCGUAGUUACAUACAUAGUGGAAAUUAUCAGGAUUGGAUUGAUGAACAAAACUAAAGAACAAUCUACAGUACAGUUCAGUUUUAAAGAAAGAAAACCUCUAUAUAUUCAACAUUGAAAGUAACUUGAAAGUGUACUUUAAGUGAGUGCUGUCUAUUUUGAGGUCUUUAUUAGAAAAGAUUAUUUAAAGGAUUUGAGAAGCGAGAGUUUCCGUGAGUUCUGUUCCAUAGAUAUUUCAGGCAUUAGUUGCAAACCAAACCAAGAACUUUAAAAGGCUAUAUGUACAUUGUCAGGCUAGCAAACAAAAUCAACCUACUACCUCCAAGCAGGCAAAUGGAGAUACUAUUUCCCACAAACGAUAUCCUUAAGAUAGAGCUGACGAUAGGCCAAAGAGACCACAAGCAAUGUAAGAACAACGAAGCGUCCAAUUGUCUUUCUGCAACUGUUGUUCUGUUUUGAUGCAAAUAAGCGUACUUCUAGCGACCAAGGUCCUGGCACAGGUAAAACAUACAUACAUACAUACACAUAUAUUUAUAUAUAUAUAUAUAGAAAUCAAAAUCUAGACAAUAGUACCAACUAAGAGAUGGGAGCGGAAGUCCCAGUUGUAUAAAGUUCUGAAAUGUUGUCUGUACCUCAUCAUGUUGAAAACUGUAUAAGUGAAGAAGCAUACAAAUUAAAGGUUUAACUAAAAUUAAUCAAGGAAGAGCAAUACAAUUUUAAAUUACAAUUAUGUUAUAGUUUCUGUACAAACCAAUUAAAGAGCAUUAUUUAUAAACAUACAUUUUAUGGUAAGAUUCAGUAGCGGGCUUGGCAAAAUAUUAUUCUUAAUAAUCAAUUUGCAGAAAUCUUAAAUGUGGAAAGAGAAGUACGGAGAGUUGUUUAGCAAUGUACUCAAGUAAUAAAUACGAAUACGAUUUAAUUUAGCUAAUAUCUUAAAGCGUUGUUAAUUUGUUUUUUAAAAAAAGUUUGUUGCUAAAGUUUUAAAGUUAAUCUUAACCGUAAACCUUAAAUUAUGUUCGAUAUGCAUGAAAUUAUUUAUGAUUAAUUAACCAUUUUGGAACACACACUCAAGCAAACAAUAAAUUACAUUUUAAACAUAAAUUAAUGUAAUUUUAAUGGAUGUUAAUUCUAUGGAAAAAAGCAAAAAACAAUAUCAAUUGUGUUAUUUUAGUUAACGUGCAAUUUUAUUUAUUUUGUUC